CUAUAUAUUACCACCGAAUGAUCCAUCCUACAAUCAGAUCCAGCACCAUCAGCUAAGUAGGCGUUUUCAAAAUGUCCCAAGACAUCCAGCCGGCCACGCCUGAAGUGUCACUCGAUGAAACUGCCAAACAUGGAAGAUCAAAGCAGGGAAUGAAGAUCUAUUGGCCAUGCAACGAAAAAGACAAUUCCACUAUCGACAUCAUUGCAGUCCCCGGUCUGGGAGCCAAUCCGGAGGCAAGCUUCACCUGGAACGACGAGACAUCAAAGAAUCGUGGCUUCAACUGGCUCGAGGAUGAAAAGGGCCUCCACCAAGAUCUCCGUACCGCACGCAUCGUCUUAUUUGAGUAUCCAUCUGCGUACACUGGUCCACGCGCAGUCAAAGUGACCAUCUACGAUCUCGGCAACGCUCUCCUCGAUUUCAUCCGAGGCAUACGUCGAGAUGUCAAGCGGCCUCUGAUACUCAUCGGGCACAGUAUGGGCGGUCUCGUCAUUGCCAAGGCUCUAGACCUAUCGUAUUCAAAGCGCAAGGACUUCCCUUAUCUUUUCGAAUCUUGCACAGCAUGUCUUUUUUUUGGCACACCGUUUCAUGGUGUUGAUCUGAAGACUGCGAGGAUGAUGGCUUCGCGCAAAUACGGCGUGGAUGCACCGGUCUACAAAGCAUUGCCCGAGUUUCUAAAGGAAGGCAGUGAUGCCCUCGGCGAGUUGAGAUCCAAACUCAGAGAGCACCAAACCCGCACGCUACAGCCGAUGAUGGAUUUCCACUGCUACUUCGAGCUGGACAAAGAUGUUGCCAAAGAUGUCGUAUAUGUUGACAAAAGCUCGGCAACACUCGAUGAUGUUGACAGCUCGCAGCUCAGCCGCACUCACGCCAAUCUUGUGAGAUUUGACGGGCCGUCAGAUCCGCAAUAUGAACAACUGGUCGGACAACACAUUCUGAACUUUGCGAAACGUGCAGAGAAAAACGUCAAAGCGAGGCUUAAGCACUCAAGCACCUUAUACAUCGACCCGGAGAAGGUAAAGGCGAUUGAGGAGUUACUUGACGGUGAAUCCAUGGCAACAAAGAGGAAGAAGAAGAUGACGAAGACGGGCGCAGAGAAGGACGUCUUUAUCAAGGAACCUGCUUUUCAAGCAUGGAUUCGCGGUAUUGGCGUCCAAACGCCAUACUUGUUUGUCAAGGGUGAGGAGGGAAGGGGCAAAACCCAGACGACGCUGACGGUACUCCAUGAAAUCGACAAACGCCGCGAUGAAGCAAAUAAUAGUAAUGUACCUAACAUAUUUAGCGCGUUCUACCUUUGUGAUCCAGCGGAGAACAACUCCGCCGAAGAGCUCCUCAAGUCUCUGUUGCUGCAGCUCAUCAGACAAGAUGAUACGCUAGCAGUGCACGCGAAGAAGUUCUUACCAUCGGACAAGCAGGAGGACAUGAUACGCAAAGGUCCAAAUCCAAGUCUCCACCUGGAGAACCUUUGGCAAUGUCUGCUCGAUAUGCUGGCCGACGAUUUCACACUUCGCAAGAUCUACAUCAUUGUCAAUAAUGCCCAUCAUCUAGCAUUCUCUGAGCAGGCUCAAGCGACGAACUCCAGGUUUUUUGACUUGCUCAAUAGAGAUAUCCUCUCGACCGAUGAUCACCGAUUACAUCAGCACCGAUGGAUGUUUACCAGCAGGGAAUAUGGUCAUUUCAAGCUCGGUUUUGAAUCUUUCGUAUCGUCGUCUCAGCAGUCGCAAAUUUCCGUCUCCGAUAUCAUUCAGAACCCAUCCGUCCCUGCGAUGAUCGACCUGAACGAUGCUAAAUACUGGUCCGAGAUCAAACUAGGCAUCCAAAACCAUGCCAAUGAGCGAGUGGAGAACCUGCAGAUGAUCAAGAAGUUCGGACUUGCCAUGCCCUAUUGGGCGAAGAGUAUCAUCGGUAACAAAGCGCCCGACAUGCGAUGGGUUGAUGUGGUUUGCAUGCACCUAGAAGCGCUUCCAGAAACAGCGACUGAUACCAAGGUCCGUAAAACGCUUGAGCGCCUUGAGCGUGACUUCAACGUCCUGCUUCGUGGACUAUGGAAUGCCGUUUUGACACGAAGCACCCCGGAUCCGGAUGAUAUCAACGAGAUGCUGCGCGCUUUGGUGUUGACAUACGAUGACCCGUCGGAAAACGAGUUACUUGUGUUGUGUAACCUCUGCGGAAAACGGAACUACCUCCGUCAGCUAGUCACUAGCUGCAAGCCUCUGUUGACAGUCGGUAAACGACACGACGGAGAGUUCGUCAUCUCUUUCGCGAACCGUGAUGUCAAAGAUCACCUCAGACGAGAAGCAAAGGAGAUUUUGAAAUUGAACGAAGAUGAGACUUUGAGGCAACAGAUGCUGCUUGCUUGGCGUUGCUUCAGUCAUCUAUCAGACUAUUUGUCACAACGAUCAGACGAUGAGCAUGAGCAAGAGCAGAGCAAGGAGCUCGGAAUGGACGAAGACACCCCCUUUUAUGAUUUCGAGUACGGUAGUCCAGAGUCUGCGAGCGAUUGGGGCGACACCGAUACGCCGAGACCGACGCAUGUCUGCGAUGUUUGCGACCAGUGGAUUGAAGGCACUCGAUUUCAUUGUUUGGAGUGCCAGGAUUAUGACCUGUGCGAAAAUUGUCAUGCGAAAGGCUUUCAGGAGAACGUGACAGGACACCAAGCCUCACACGCUAUGCAGGACGUACUUCUGCGGCAAGAGGAUGUGUCGGAAACGGCCGACAAUGCGGGAGAAGCAUCACCUACAACGGGGGUCGUUUCGAAUCCACAAUACAACACCAGGCUGGAAAAAAACGCGCAGGGGCAAGAGACUAUCUCAGUCAAUCAACCAGGCCUACAUUACGCCGUGCGCUUUUGGCUCAGACAUGGCCGUGAAGCAGGGGAAGACUUUGCUCUCCAGCUGAGUCAGCUUUCUAGAUUCACCGAGCCCGGCUCCAACUUCAUAUCGGAGUGGCUCUAUCUAUACGACAGGAUGCUUGAGGACAAAGACUCUGAGUUUCAUACGAUCGGCACCUUGUACAUGAAUUUGGGCUUGGCACAGAAUGAGCGUUCUGCUGUGCUGACUGGUCCAGGAGAAGCUCACGAAGGCGAAAGACAAGCGGGGGAAGUGGAAGAAGUAGAGGUUGAAGCAAUUGGGGGGCAAGCAACUGAAUCUCAGGAAGUAGAGGAUCAAGGAGCGGAAGAUCGAGUUGCCGAACAGCAAGAAGCAGGGGACCAGGAGACAGGGGAUCAGGUUUCGGAACAGCAGGAAGCAGAAGAUCAGAAGAAAGAGCGCGAGCGGGCUGAGCGUGACGCAGACGUUCGUAGUUUCCUUCACCUGAUUCGGCCAAUUCAUGUGGCUGCCGCGUUUGGGUACACGCAUCUGUUGAGAGCCCUUACCCAGGGUCGAGGUCUAGCCGGUGCUGAAGACCAAGUACAGGGGUUCACUGCACUGCAUUUUGCCGCCUCCAACGGUCAUGUCGAUGCGAUUGAGUGUCUUCUCGGCUUGGGCUUGGACAUCGAUGCCGGGGAUGGUUCUGUGGGGACCGCCUUGCACGUGGCAUCCAUGCGUAGUGCGGCGCCUGCCAUGAAAUGCUUACUGUCCAGGGCCAGGCCAGCAGAUGCGAAUGCCACAAUGCUCAAGGCUGGCCCCGUGCUCAGCACUGCGAUAUUUGCUGGCAAUGUCGAGGGGGUCAAGCUGCUCAUCGAGAAGGGUGCAGAGUUGCACAAUGGGAGCGAUGACCUCCCUCAAUCACUCUCUCUCGCAGCGAUGUCAACGGGGGAGCUAUUUGAUGCUGUGAUGGACGCCGGGCAGGGCAAGUGGACAGACGCCGACUUGGGAGAUGCGCUGUACUACGCUGCCGGUUCCGGGAAUGCCGUCACGAUCUCCACCCUUCUCCAGACCCAGAGCGAUAUGCCGGCUGAGGUCGAGGAUGAGGUUAUGAGGGAUGAGGAGACUCCGGCAUCACAACCGCAGAUCAGCUUGGUCGAUUACCAGCGCUCACUGGACACAGCAGCCGAGGAGGAAGAAUGGACCGUGGUGAUGAUGCUUCUUGACCAUUGUGCUGGUGUGAGACUGGACUACUCGUACGCGUUCCGGCAGACUAUACGCCCUGUCCUCUUUGAGGAACGUUUCCACCAGACAGGUGUCCUCGACAAAUUGUGGCGCCUAGGACAGGAGUCUUUCACGCCGGAGCUGAUAAAUACUUGCCUCUAUUGCGCUGCCGAUUAUCAGCGACCACUCGCGGUGAAAUUCCUGCUGGAAACCUGUGGUGCCGACCCAGAGUCGCAAGGUGCAGAAUGGGGCAAUGCAUUGACUGCGGCGGCCAAUGAUGGGGAGCAGCUCAUCGUCGACACCUUGCUGGAAUACGUAGAAGUUCACGGACACGACGUCAAGACAGCCAUCGACUCUCCACACGGUUUCGCACUCGAAGCCGCCGCGAGAGCCGGAAAGUUGGAGAUUGUAAAAUCGUUGGUCGAGCGAGGAGGCGACGUCAAUCUGAUUUCAGGUGAAUUUCAAGAGCCUACCGUAGGCGCAUAUCAUGCACCCAGCACCCCUUUGAUCGCAGCGUGUUCGCAAGGCGAGCUCGAUGUCGCGAAAUAUCUGCUGGAGCAUGGGGCUCGAUAUGAUUCCGGUGCGGGCCCGUACCAGUUCCCACUUAUCGCAGCCACGGAAGAGCAAAGUGGUCCUGUCGUUGAUCUUCUGCUUCAGCAAUCUGAUAUCAAUGUGAAUGUUCGCGGAGGUGGCGGGGGCUCCACUCCGCUGAUUCACGCAGCCCGUACCUUGCCCGUCUUCUACAUCGAGGCCCUCGUGGAAAGAGGUGCCGAUGUCAAUGCGGUAAAUGAGGAUGGGGACACUGCGCUGAUUGUCGCGGCACGAUUUGACGACCUUCCAUCAGUGGAGUACCUGUGCGAUCAUGGGGCAGACUUUAUGCAUUUCAACAAAGCCGGAGAGAAUGCCAUCACGGUCUCUAUCGCCGAGGACCACGACGAAUGCACCGAAUACUUGAAUAGCAGGAUGUUGAACGUUUUGCGCGGAUUGAAAUCAGCCGCGGAUGCUGGCAACACAUUUGCGCAGAACUUGAUCAGAGACCCCACUUCGGCACAAAGCAAGUUCGAGGCGCAUGAUGCGAACAACGCAGGUGCCGAGCGCGAGCUUCCCGAUCCCGACGAGCACGAACUCGAAGCGGAAGUGUCUCGGUUGCAGACAGAGCUCGAACAUGCCGUCGAGAGGCUUCGGCGGAGCCGUGGUCAACGUGCAAAUCCGAUCGGAAAGGUCGCGACAGGCGCGAAGAAACUCCGCAGUUUAUUCUCGUCGAUGACGCUGGGUGGGAAUGAUCGUAAUCGUCAUACGAGCACGGCUGGAGCCAUCACGGAUGACCAUCAUGGGAGCGAGAGCAGCAUGCGACAUACUGGAGUCGACGACGACGACGACGACGACGACGGCGCUGCUGCUGCUAGUGACGAAGACGACGAUGAUGACGAUGGUGAUGAUAAUGAUGUCGAAACAGAUGUCAGUGGUGGAGAGCAGGACGAGAGUACUCAAAUGAGCCCCGAUAAAAGUGAUUUUGAUGAGGCUGGGGGCUUUGAGAGCGAGCAUUCAUUCGAUGACUAGCGAUUCGGCACUUACUCUGGAUGUAGUCAACGAGCAUGUCAUUAUAGACACGCUCAUCAUCGAGGACUAGCUGGAGACGACAUGGGAGACCGAAUGAGAUCGAAUGCAAGGUACAGUAGUCAUCGGGAAGGCAGCAUGCCCUUCCAUUUCGAUGUUAGUACGUUUGGAAAGAAUUCAAACCUGGAGGUGAGCAUGUAGUUCACUGCCACGAGAUACUGUAAUUUGCCACGGACG
Messenger RNA from Dissoconium aciculare CBS 342.82, 5819 nucleotides. Its product is annotated as ankyrin. The record is from RefSeq and is a predicted model, not a curated record. The transcript is spliced from 7 exons. Gene Ontology annotation, molecular function: zinc ion binding; protein binding. Lineage: Eukaryota; Fungi; Ascomycota; Dothideomycetes; Mycosphaerellales; Dissoconiaceae. Bases 72 to 5585 code for a protein of 1837 amino acids.